CCAGUGUGUCCUCUCUCACACGUUUCAAGUCGCAGAGCAACAAAAACCACCACUACCACCACCACCACCACCAAGUGAAAGCUGGCAAGCCUGAAUUUUUCGGUUGUUCAACACAGCGAAGAGCACACGCGAAUGAUUGGAAUGAAGGGUGAAAUAGAAUUGCCUCCUGGCUUCAGAUUUCACCCCACUGAUGAAGAAUUGGUGAAUCACUACUUGUGUAGGAAAUGCGCUGGCCAACCAAUCGCGGUUCCUGUAAUCAAAGAGGUUGAUUUGUAUAAAUUCGACCCAUGGCAGCUUCCAGAAAUGGGAUUUUACGGCGAGAAAGAAUGGUACUUUUUCUCUCCUCGGGAUAGGAAGUACCCUAACGGUUCACGGCCGAACCGGGCCGCCGGGAGCGGUUAUUGGAAAGCCACCGGAGCUGAUAAACCGAUCGGAAAACCGAAAGCGCUUGGAAUCAAGAAAGCUCUUGUUUUUUACGCGGGAAAAGCCCCCAAGGGAGUCAAAACCAAUUGGAUCAUGCACGAGUAUCGUCUCGCCAAUGUUGACCGUUCUGCCUCCAAGAAAAAUAACAACUUGAGGCUUGAUGACUGGGUGUUGUGUCGAAUUUACAACAAGAAGGGGAAGAUUGAAAAAUACAACACGGGGGCACCGAAAAUGAAUCAUGGGGUGGUUCAUAAUUUUGAGCAUGAGAAAGAGAACGAGAACGAGACGAAGCCGGAGAUUCAUAAGCUUGGGAUGGAGCAAUUGUACAUGGACACGUCGGAUUCGGUGCCUAGGUUGCACACGGACUCGAGCUGUUCGGAGCACGUGGUUUCGCCUGAUGUCACGUGCGAGAGGGAGGUGCAGAGUGAGCCCAAGUGGAACGAUCUCGACCUACAGAUAGAGAACCCGUUUGAUUUUCAGUUCAAUUACUUUGAUAAUAACAUCUCCGUGGAUGACCCUUUUGGCAAUCAGGUUCAGUAUCAAAUGGGCCAGCUUUCCCCUUUGCAGGACAUGUUCAUGUAUCUACAGAAGCCUUAUUGAUGUGAAAACGAACCGUUUUGGACAAGAGGGGGUGUUUGCAUAAAAUGGGACCCGCAUAUAUCUUUAUUAUUUUUUCUACAAGUCAACAUUUGUGUGCAAUGGCAUUGCACCUAACUAUACUACAUGUGGGGUGCGAGAACUGUGGUCCACGUGCAGUGAACCAGAGAUUAUUCUUAUUCUUUGUUCUAGAGAGACCAGGGAACGUUGGAUUUACCUAGAUGAAAACUAAAUGGGAAAAGGAGAUCAGGGAGCUGCAGUAGGUAAAAUAAAUAAGAAGUAGAAUGAUCUCAAUUGGGUGCCAUGAUAGGAUAUUGGAGGGUUAAUGUGUAGGUGUAAGGACUCCCGUAGGAAAAUUCUUGUUCCAUUGCUGUAGUAUUGCAGUAUGAUUUUUUCAUAUAUUUGUAAUAUAUAACUUCUACUUUUCAAUUCAAAGGAAACAAUUGAAUGAAAAAUUUUACAUUCAAAGGAU
Molecule: messenger RNA, 1492 nt
Organism: Cajanus cajan (pigeon pea)
Lineage: Eukaryota; Viridiplantae; Streptophyta; Magnoliopsida; Fabales; Fabaceae
Product: NAC domain-containing protein 2
Biological process (GO): regulation of DNA-templated transcription
Molecular function (GO): DNA binding
Source: RefSeq, a predicted model, not a curated record